Molecule: messenger RNA, 3550 nt
Organism: Pecten maximus
Lineage: Eukaryota; Metazoa; Mollusca; Bivalvia; Pectinida; Pectinidae
Product: cilia- and flagella-associated protein 69-like
Exons: 23
Coding region: 212-3031 (939 amino acids)
Biological process (GO): positive regulation of flagellated sperm motility
Cellular component (GO): non-motile cilium; sperm midpiece
Source: RefSeq, a predicted model, not a curated record
UGAAAAAAUGGCGUCUUUAUUGCCUCACGGAGAUGGCUGAUUUAUUUUUCAAGUGACAACUACCAAAAUACGACGAUAAGAUAGUAGUCAUCCGUGACAACACAUAGAAGGGACAUUCCUCUAUAUUUGUGUAUUUUUAUUUUGUGAUAUGUCGUAAAAGAUUGCAUUUUAACCGUGUAUAAAGUUUGACAUUUUCCAGCGUAAACAAAACAUGGCCGCAACACAAAUGUAUAACCCGGCAGGGUUCUCGACCAACAAUAUGACUCAGGCUGUUACUUCAGACAAGCCUGUUAUACCUCUUGUAAAGCACAUAAUUACAGAUGAAGAAAUUGGACUUCUCAAGGGUUCCAAACUCCAGCCAAUCAACAUGAACCGAGUGGUGAAGUUAUUAACAGAUCCACAUUCCGUGAUGCUCUAUGAUCGUCACAUCAAUGCACUACAGCGACUUGUGAGACACUACGAAAAGGGAUUUCCAAUGAAGGAUUUAGUUCAGGUAUGUAAGGUCCUGAAUGUCUGUUCCGAUAAAACCCAAGAACGACCCAUGUACGAAACACUCAUCUGUGAUAUACUAAAGAUCUGCAGCCUGCCAUUCCUCAAAGAGAAGUCCUCCGACGAACUCAUCUACGAACAAAUUGUCACGGAAUCUGUAUCCCAGCUCGCUUAUCUGAUGAGAGUCCCAAGUAGAGAUGUGAGAAAACAGAUAUGUAAAACGUUGGUGAGCUUCUACACUGAAAAACCUGCAUCUCAAGACGUUCAGAAGCACAAACCGACAUCAAUUUCCUACAACCAGAAAAUCAUAGAAAACAGCGACGUCUCGGAGACACUCGUUAAGUCAUUGGCCCUACUUGAGAAUGACAUAGCUAUCAAACUUGCUGUCUUAGAUGUUCUCCAGCACUUCUCAAAAAAUUCAGCCAAAAACUGUGACCAGAUGUUGAGGGUAGGUGCAGGAAAUCGCAUUUGUUCACGGAUGACUGAUGCUGACGCUAGUGGUCAGUUGUUGUUCCGCUCUGUCGACAUCUUGUGGAACCUUCUGGAGUUUGGUGAUCAGGGACAACUGGCUACUCAGCUGGACAAUCUCAGCUGUAUCAACCAAUUACGAGAUGCUUUCAUCUACCAGCUUACUCAAGGAUACAGCCAUUAUGACCGUCAGCUGAGGAACGAUUUGCUUGUCAUAGCCACAAUGAUAGCCACCAAGUGUCCCAAUGCACCAUUUGUGGAGACAGGCUUCGCAAAACAACUCACUCUCUUUGCUACAUUCCAGGAAGUGAAAAGUCACAACGCUCUUGUAAAACACCUGAAGCUAAUGAAGAACCAUGAAGAUUUUGAAUUAAAGAAACUGCUGUUCAACAUCCUGGUCACGCUCAGUAAAGACUCCACAGCAGUUCCGGUUUUGUCAGAAGGCCACUUGAUGUUGUCCCUGUUCAGUUUUGUACGAGCAAACGAGAACACAAUGGGACCGCGAGACUGGACUUCUGCACAGUUUGAGGAAGUGCAGCUGCAUGCCAUGUCUUGUCUGUGUGCUCUAUGUCCAUUGAUGAUUGAAGAUUACAUGACAUGUCAGGGCAGUACUAGGAUCCUUCUCCUCCUCGAGUGGUGUGUCGGCAAAGAGGACUUUGGUGGACAUGGAAACAGUAUCCACGGAACUGGAGGGAGGGGCAACAAACGUGCUCAGAUGCGUCACUGCCUGCGUUUGUUACGGAGUGUGGUGUCCACUGGUGACGAGGUUGUUAUUCAGGAUCUCGCUGAUCAGGGAGCCAUCAACCAGAUUAUCACAAUUUUGUCGAAUGCCAUCCGUAGCCAAAGUGAAGAUGACGCCAUCGAUGUGGAGAUGCAGUCGGACAUGUUGCUGAUCCUGUCAUGUUUGUGUGAUGGAGAUAUGCACAGAAAAGAACUUUUUGGUACUAAUGGUGUGGAUGUCACUAUACACUAUCUCAAGACAGACUCCAAACUUCUGAGUAGUGGGCUGGGACAUCACCGACUUCUCCUGGCCGCGGUAGACUGUGUCUGGUGCUCCAUCGUCAACUGUUACGGCACCGAGGAUUACUUUCUGGAGAAGGAAGGCGUGUUCCUACUGAUUGAUCUACUGGAGGUUUGUCCUAAGAACAUGCACAAUCUGAUCCUUGGCUGUCUACUGGACUUGUGUGAGAACCCAAAGACAAUACACCAUGUCCUUACUUGGCGUGGAAAUGACAAUGCCUCGGCGCCUCAUCUUUUCUGUGACAUCUUCCGCAACGAGGAACGUGAGCUCGGAGUGAGGCGAAGUAAAGAUGGUGCCAUUUUAGACCACACUCGACCUUUGAUGGGCGUCCUUCAAGAGAAACAAGGAGUUAUACCACAACCGGCGGCCAACCCCAGUCAGGCCAUAGUCGAUGUGUCGGAGAACAUGAGGGCAAAAAUAUACUCCAUCUUCUGUAAGAUAGGGUUUACUGACCUGCCCGGUCUGACUGUCGAUGAUCAUGUAACUUUGACUGUCGUUGAGAAAUACCUCGACUUUAAGAUGGGGGAGGUGUGGAAUGAAGUGAUAGCAGAGCUUAGUGAGGAACAGGUUCGACCUGUAACCCCUGACCUUGAGGCCAUAGAGGCCAUCUCCAGGGCGAUUGAGGAACGUGUACACAUCGUGUCAGGUACACAACAGGAGCUAUUGGAGGCCCAGCAGAACCAGGAUGUCCUUGACGAGCAGGAGUUCUACGCGGAGAUACGAGAAAACCACAGACAGAAAGAAAAGGCUAUGAAUGAUUUCGCAGACUACGUAGCCAGGACAUCAAACUUUGCCCUAUUGAAGGCUGCUGGAGACAGACAGGAACUGUCUAUAGAAGCCUCGAGGUUACAGACAAAAUACAAAGAAAGCGAGACCUUCCACAAUACUGACCUCAAGGCACUCCACACCACGACGUUCAGUGGCCGUACUAUUGCGGUGGAGAGUACCUCAAACAAACUCACUGGAGGACCUCUGAACAAGUACGACCCUAAAUCGGGAACGCUUCGGGAGAGAAAGUUCAUCAAACAGCUGACGAAUAUCAGCGCUAAAUAAGCUGCAGUGAUCACGUGGGUGGAGAGAUAAGGACAUGGCGUUGGUGUAAGGGUCUAACAUUCUCCUGAUUCAUACGCCUCGGGGAAGAAUUCUACCAGAGUGACUAAGACUCAGUAUCUGUUACAAAUCACAUGGAAACAGUUGAUCUACUUGGAUUUUACCCAAACAUGCUGCUCACUUUCUGUUACAAAUGUUUUGUUCAUUACAAAAUAUGAUGAAGAGACAUGUAUGAUUGAGAGAAAGAAAAAAAAACCAGAAAAAACAUAUCGGAAGAAACACGGAGCAAACCAUAGCUCAGAUGGAGAUAUAAAACUACAUUGGAUAAAAAGACGGAAUGCACUAUCUAUAAGUACUGUUUUUUGACUUCAUAUGUUGUAAAAUUAAAAGCACGUACAUGAAUUUAAUCUGUUUGAAUGACUAUUUAUUUACAGAUUUAUUCUUAUUAUAAUUACAUGUUUAUACGAAAUAAAUCUAAUGAAGCCUUAAAUGUGUACUAAGAAUGUAAAUAAAACUUUGAUA